Molecule: messenger RNA, 450 nt
Organism: Cordyceps militaris CM01
Lineage: Eukaryota; Fungi; Ascomycota; Sordariomycetes; Hypocreales; Cordycipitaceae
Exons: 1
Coding region: 1-450 (149 amino acids)
Source: RefSeq, a predicted model, not a curated record
AUGCCCAACAUACGCGUCAAGUCUAUGCACCCACUCCUACAUCCAAGAGUGCAAUCGCUCCUCGACGAUGAGAACCUAGUCUUCACCUUUCGAGCUCGUUACGAAUCGAACGACGACCACAUCAAAGACAGGGACACUAGGGUUACGGGAAAAUUCGAAUGCCCAAAUAAGAGAUGCCGCAAUAAAUGGAGCAGCGUGUGCAUCGCGAUCUGGAUUCGCCUAUACCACGGCAACGAGUACACCGUUGUGGUUUACCACCAGCGUUGCCUAAAGUGCAAUGCCCUAGCAAAGCCGACGCUCGACGACACUUACGAGGAGAGGGUAGCCAGGUGUCUCAAGAUCUGGAGCAACAUCAAGAUUCCACGAGAAAAUCACGAACACAAGAGGACGGCGCCGCACGAGAGCAGUCGUUGUGAGGGCUGCAAGGCUGGCCACUGUCAGGAUUAUUGA